ACACUAAUGUCACUAUGACAUUACUGAAUUGUUAAUAUUUUUUUACGAAAACUUGGUUGAGAGCGUGGAUCCAUGUGGAGCUUGUGAUGUCAUGUUUUUCAAAUCGUUGAAAGUAAAACUGUUCAUAAAUGAAAUCUUAGAGAUUAAAAAUGGAGUUCACCGGUUUAAUUUUGCCUUUAACAAAAAACAUUUGUCGCACCUGUCUCUCGGAAUCGGAUACAGCGAUGUUUAUGAACGUACAAGACUUGAUUGAACACGAGAUGAUUAAAGUCAAAUUAAUUGAUAUUUUGGUCUUUCUUAACUGUUUGGAGAAUAAUGACGAAGAAAACUGGCCGCAAGGGAUAUGUUCUUCAUGUGUAUCUACAGCUUUAGUUGCAUACGAUUUUAAGUUGAACUGUUUAAAAGCAAAUUCUACUUUAUCGCAAAUACUUAUGAUUCAAUCUCCUACUCAUUUGCAAAGGACUGAGAUAGAUUCAAUUGACAUAAAUGUUGUUUAUCAGGACCAUGAAUAUGAUGUUCCACUGUUCAGCAACCACCCUACAUUAGACUUUGAUACCACAUUAACUGAUAACAAAUUGACACCUUUACCACCAGUUACUGAAAUAACAUCUGCAGAGCAGCCCCCUCGAAUGGAAGGAGAGAAGCGUUACAGCUGCACUAUAUGUAACAAGUCUUUUACUCGCUUAUAUGGUUUGCAGUAUCACAUGGCGAGGCAUAGUGAUACCAUGAGAAAUUAUCUCUGUGCUAAAUGUGGAAAAAGCUUCCACACAUCUGGUGGACUAAGACAGCAUUUAAAGUCACAUAGAGAUAUUGCACAGUUUAAAUGUGGUUUCUGCCAUAAGACCUACAAGUCCAGGCAAUCAUUGAAGGAACAUUUCCGAGUAGCACAUUCCAGCAACCGCAAGUUGUAUGUAUGCGUGACCUGUGGGAAGAGAUUUACUGCUAGAUCAACUUUAAACAUGCAUGUUAAGACCCACAAUGGAGAGAAAUAUGCAUGUCCACAUUGUCCUAAGACAUACACAAGAGCAGCUUAUUUGAAAGCCCAUAGCUUGGUUCACACCGGUGUGGGUAAGCCCCGCCCCUUUGUAUGUACCUACAAAGGGUGUGAAAGAAGCUUCCCAUCCAAAUAUUCCUUAACGGUACAUACUGCACACACUCAUACCAAAGAGAGACCCCAUAAAUGUGAUUUUUGCUUCAAAGGUUUUGCUACAGCCACUGGUUUGAAAAUACAUUUAGAAUGCCAUGAGUACAAAGAGUUGCCAUGUAACAUUUGUGGCAAGAAAUUGAAAAACAAGAGAGUAUUACAAAAGCACAUGAAAACUCAUGAUGUUGAUGCCAAUGAUAUGAUUUUGGAGACUGUAGAUCAAGCAUAUUAAUAUGAUUUCAUUGUUAUACAUUAUAUACCAGCAGCAUUAUAUUUCCCUACAUAGUUGCUGUCCUUCCAUUAUUUCUUUAAUAAAUACAAUGAGCAAAA
This is a messenger RNA of Spodoptera litura, 1474 nucleotides long. RefSeq names its product zinc finger protein 711. The record is from RefSeq and is a predicted model, not a curated record. Gene Ontology annotation, biological process: regulation of transcription by RNA polymerase II. Gene Ontology annotation, cellular component: nucleus. NCBI's taxonomy places the organism in Eukaryota, Metazoa, Arthropoda, Insecta, Lepidoptera, Noctuidae. Gene Ontology annotation, molecular function: DNA-binding transcription factor activity, RNA polymerase II-specific; zinc ion binding; sequence-specific DNA binding.